GCAUUCUAUCGAUAAUUAUAUAAUGUUCAUUCAUUUCCUGCUCUGUACCUCAUCAUCAGCACUCACAAUUGAGAACAUCACCAAACAAGACACUUUACAAUCAACACUCCAACAAAAACCACUACAUUCAAGCAUAUAACAAACGUGAAAAUGCUUCCCGCUGCCACUUCCGCCCACAUCGCUCCUAAGGUCCUCCCCAUCGUCUUGACUGUUGGAGGCGCUACAGUUGCAGGCCGCUCGCUGAGCCAUUACAACAGGGAGACAAUUCGGGCGCAACCUACACAACGAACUCAACCUCAACCUCGAUCGAGAUAUUUCGAGCUGGUUCUUGAGUCGGUUUUCGCAUAAAUACUUUACUUUGCUGGACAAAGGGAAUGAAUGAUUCAUGAUGGGCGGCGCAUUUAAUUGAGGCAUAUCUGUUAGCCAUUUGGAGUUUUUGCUUUACGAAUAAAUAUUCAUUCAACCAUCU
Molecule: messenger RNA, 469 nt
Organism: Fusarium odoratissimum NRRL 54006
Lineage: Eukaryota; Fungi; Ascomycota; Sordariomycetes; Hypocreales; Nectriaceae
Exons: 2
Coding region: 151-348 (65 amino acids)
Source: RefSeq, a predicted model, not a curated record